Cetraspora pellucida is the source of this 294-nucleotide messenger RNA. NCBI's taxonomy places the organism in Eukaryota, Fungi, Glomeromycota, Glomeromycetes, Diversisporales, Gigasporaceae. The record is from the annotation of a GenBank genome assembly.
UCACUCAUUAAAUCAUACGAAUAUGAACAAGUAUAUAAUCCUGAAAUUCUUGAAGAGUUACAUAAUCUUGUUCCUGCUAUGAAUGAUUAUUUUAAUCUUGUAUCAACAGUUGAAAGACAAAUUGAAGAAUCUGAAUUAACUUUUAUUUUAUAUGAGUCUUUUGUUUUGUCUAAUAAAGAACGAGUAAAGGCUACAAAAAAUUUUUACAAUGAACCAAUGUUCAGUAAUGUUUCUAUUCAUAUGGACUCUGAAGAGGAAGAAUUUGAAAUGUUUGAUGGAUUUUGCUUUGCAAAA